This is a messenger RNA of Diaporthe amygdali, 456 nucleotides long. RefSeq lists its product as uncharacterized. The record is from RefSeq and is a predicted model, not a curated record. Lineage: Eukaryota; Fungi; Ascomycota; Sordariomycetes; Diaporthales; Diaporthaceae. Bases 1 to 456 code for a protein of 151 amino acids. The transcript has 4 exons.
AUGCCUGCCGAUAUUGAAGCAUUCCCACCGGGCGUCGAGUACUCCCCGAAGGCUGAUCUCCGUGGAGAUGUCUACAGGCCGUUGCCAAAGAUCGCUACCGGGACUGUUGACCCGGUUGUGAUGACAGAUGACGUACCUACUUCUUACAAUCAGACCGUCCUGGACGAUUUGAAUACAGCCUUGGCCAGCAACAAUGCCGAAAAAGUGGCCGACUGCUUCUAUCCGGAACAGUCCAAUGUCGUCGCUGCUGCUCUACUACAAGUGAAAUCCCUUCGGAGAAUCGACGGCGAAAUCAAACUCGCUGGUGAUCCACACUUUGUUGCUAUGAGUUCCGUCACGGAUGAAAAGCUGUUCUCAUAUCCCAGUAGAGACCUGAACGAGAGCAAGACAAUCAAGACCGAUGAAUUCCUCGUUGGAGGCGGAAGCUCUGGCCGAGACACGCCGAAUGAAGACUAG